Messenger RNA from Podospora anserina S mat+, 918 nucleotides. RefSeq lists its product as uncharacterized. The coding region runs from base 1 to 918 and encodes 305 amino acids. The record is from RefSeq and is a predicted model, not a curated record. The transcript has a single exon. NCBI's taxonomy places the organism in Eukaryota, Fungi, Ascomycota, Sordariomycetes, Sordariales, Podosporaceae.
AUGAGCACCCGUGACCAGCUGCGCACGGCCGCAGACCAGACCAAGCUCGUCCUCCCCAAGUAUCUCACGGGACUCCAAGCUGACGGAUCCUUGAUGACAAAGGCGGCGAAAGCCCGCAAGUUUACUCUCGAGUCGUUUCCCCGUCUUGACCCCAACCUCUGCCCGAACUUUGCGCGAAAGGCCAAGAUCAAAGUUGUGAAUAUGGACACUCUUGAUGCUGCCAUUCGGGAGAUGGCCGUGCUCAAAACGGAGAACGACAGUCCUGCUCACAGUCCCCUCCCGGCGGUGAUCAACUUUGCGAACGACAGCCGACCGGGUGGGGGUUGGGAGAACGGUGCCAUGGCGCAGGAGGAGGCGAUUUGCUACCGGUCUAGUCUGUCGCUGAGCCUGAAGAGGGAGCUCUACCCCAUCAGCCCGGACAAGUACACCGCCGCGGCGCUGUACUCGCCUUACGUUCUCGUCAUCCGUGAGGCCGAUGAAAGGGGUCACGGGCUGAUCCCACUCCGGGACGUGGUAGCGGACCCAAAGGUGGUCUCUGUCUUUAGCGUUGCAGCUGUGCACUCCCCCCCGACGAUGCAGAUCAAGUAUGACAAGCACGCCCCUGGCGAACCGGAGUUUUUCAGCUACUUUGCCAGGGACUUUGACAGGGACAUGACGAAGAAGAAGAUGAGGCUUGUGCUGAGGCUGGCGGCGGCGUACAGGCAUAGGAGGAUCAUCUUGGGCGCGUUGGGGUGUGGGGUUUUCAAGAACCCGCCCGAGGAUGUGGCGCACUGCUGGUUGGAGGUGUUGAGGGAGAAGGAGUUUGGGGGGGCGGGGAAUUGGUGGAGGGGGGUGACGUUUGCGGUGUAUGAGCCCAGGGUGGUGUAUGAGGGGAAUUUGGAUAUUUUUACGAGGGUGUUGGAUGGAGAGGAGGUUUGA